CUUUUACCCCUCGCUUUAUUGUCUCAUCUGUUUCUUCCUUCACUUAAGCUAUUCAAUAUGUCUGUCUACGACGUCAAGGGCAAGAAUGCUAUUAUAACUGGCGCAGGCUCAGGAAUUUGUCUUGCCUUCGCCAAACAGCUUCUUGAAAAUGGAUGCUCUGUUAUUAUAGCUGAUCUCAAGCUCCGCCCUGAAGCAGAGGAGCUCGUCAACAAAUGGGUGAUCACUGAGGACAGCAAGCCCACUGUUCACUUCCACAAGACUGAUGUUAGCGAUUGGGCCCAAAUCUCAUCUUUAUGGGACGCAGCGCUUGAGAAGCUUGGACAGAUCGACAUCGUCUGCAAUGGCGCUGGCAUUUACGAACCUCCAUCAAGCACUUUCUGGAAUCCUCCCGGAGUCUCGCCUCUAUCUGAAGAUAAGGCUGACGGUAAUCCGGGAGUGUACAAGACCUUUGCUGUGAACGCAUUGGGGCCUAUCAGAUUGGCUCAGAUUGCUAUGGACUACUGGCUUCUGAACCGUAACGUGCAAGGUAACCUCCUUUGGGUUGCCAGCUGCGGAGGUUACCUUCACUCGUUACAGACGCCGCUUUACUUCGCUAGCAAAGCAGCUAUUGUCAGUUUUGUGAAGUCACUGUCGACGGUACGCAAGCGAUUCGGCAUUCGGAAUGCAGCUGUUUGUCCUGGUGCUGUAUACACGCCCAUCUUUCAUCCAGAGUAUUGCCGUGAUCGAGUCCGACCUGACACUCUGACACUUACCCCAGAGCAAUGCGCCAAUGUCAUGUUCCAGGUUCUAACUGAAGAGAAAUACGGCGAUGGAAACAUCAUUGAGGCGAUGCUUAUCGGAAACAAAGAGAGCAACUCGGUCAGCGUGCGAGAAGUGCCGAUGGAAGCGUUAUAUCCUACUGUUGUCGCCGAAGGAUCGCAUGAUCAUCUAUAUGAGGAGGAAGAAAAGUUGGCGAAACAAUUGGAGGCGAAGGGAAUGAGAGAAUGAUGCAAACUCAUCUUAUGAUAGAGAAAACAUUGGCUUCUUUUGUCGCUCAUGGUCAUAACUAGUAAACGACAUGCUUACUGUUCGCGGUGUACAAGGCUUACUCUUGGCUAUAGUGCAUUGCGGAUCUGAAGCGGAUUCUGUGCGGACUUUAUGCGGGUUUUAAUGUCAUAUUACCUGAGUUUGUCAGCAUAGAUACAUUGAGACGAGAAUCUCGUUACAUUAGAUAGAUCCUUCGAUAAAGAUAUGACGUGAAUAAGCUCGCUGAUUUGUCAUGAUGGAAAGGG
Fusarium redolens is the source of this 1271-nucleotide messenger RNA. RefSeq lists its product as uncharacterized. Bases 58 to 987 code for a protein of 309 amino acids. Gene Ontology annotation, cellular component: cytoplasm. The transcript has 3 exons. Lineage: Eukaryota; Fungi; Ascomycota; Sordariomycetes; Hypocreales; Nectriaceae. The record is from RefSeq and is a predicted model, not a curated record. Gene Ontology annotation, molecular function: oxidoreductase activity, acting on the CH-OH group of donors, NAD or NADP as acceptor.